Nycticebus coucang (slow loris) is the source of this 5947-nucleotide messenger RNA. RefSeq names its product caspase recruitment domain family member 6 (gene CARD6). The transcript is spliced from 3 exons. NCBI's taxonomy places the organism in Eukaryota, Metazoa, Chordata, Mammalia, Primates, Lorisidae. Gene Ontology annotation, biological process: regulation of apoptotic process. Bases 244 to 3309 code for a protein of 1021 amino acids. The record is from RefSeq and is a predicted model, not a curated record.
CGGGAAGGACUCUUCUACAACUUGAACUUUACCUUGGAAGUGAUAACUUUGUAACCUAAAAAUUUGUACCCUCAUAUUAAUUUGAAAUAAAAAAUAAUAAUCUUGACCAAAUAGAAUUGCUGAGGGUUUUUCUGGCAAAGUAAACUUCUGACAAGGAAAAAGCAUUUUUUUUUUUUUAACUCUUCUUAUUUGCUUAUAAGGAUGGUUUCAUAAUCCAUUUCCUGGUCUGAGGAAACAGAAACUAUGGCUGCCGAGAGUGUUCCCUCAGAGAUCAUAGAAAGAGAACAAAAAACGUUGCUUGAAAUCCUCCAACAGGAUCCUGAUUCUGUAUUAGACACUUUAACCUCUUGGAGGCUGAUUUCUGAAGAAGAAUUUGAGACUCUGGAACAUGUUACAGACCCCCUGAAGAAAAGUCAGAAGUUGUUAAUUUUGAUACAAAGAAAAGGAGAGGUGACCUGUCAGCAAUUUUUCAAGUGUUUAUUUAGUACUUUUCCGGAGUCAACUUCCAUCUGGGGUUUAAGGCAUGAAAUUUUAAAACACGAGAAUGUCCCACCUCCUCCAUCUAUUGGGGUAAGCAAGAACUCAGAACGUGCUUUUUCUUCUGAGAAGAAACAGCCUGAGAAUCCUGAAAUCACAGUGUCUUUCAAAGAGAAAGAGCACUUGGCUUUGGAAAACUUUAGGGAAACUUCUUUGUCCUCCCUGGAGAACGAGAAGGGAUGUAACACACCAAUAGACACACUGCCGUAUUCAUUUGAGAAUGUUGAAUACGAAGUUCCAGCAACUAUUACAUAUUUAAGGGAUGGACAGAGAUAUGAGGAGCCAGAUGACUCUUUAUACUUAGGAGAUGACUAUCUAGAAUCUGUUUCCUACUCUGAAGAAACAGAAACCACUGUGGAAGAGGAGGAUUAUGAUGCUCCAGAAUACAUUGUAUACGAGGGUGAAGAGGACUCUGACUAUUCAGAAACCACAGGGUUCUCUGAUGAAGAACAGAAUUAUGAAGACUCAGAAACCGGCAUUUCAUUGGAGGAGGAGGAGGAGGAGGAAGAGAAAAGCAUGGAAGAAAGAAGAAAGGUGUUUAAAGAUAUCCUGUCAUGUUUGAACAUGGAUAGAAGCAGAAAGCUUUUUCCAGAUUGUGUUAAAAAAUUCUCUUUAGAAAAAGGAUGUGAGUGGACGCCUGAGACUCCAGGAGACUUAGUCUGGAAUUUCCUGAUGAAAGUUCAAGCCCUGGAUGUGACAGCUAGAGACCCAAUUCUCAGGCACAAGGUUCUGGAUGAAGAUAACAAAAGGGAAUUCCUGACUGGAUUGGAGAAUUUGGAAAUUCAAGACACACAAUACAUCAAUCCUCUCGAUGUCCUUUGUGCCUCCAUGCUAUGUUCAGACAGCUCUUUGCAACAGGAAAUCAUGUCAAACAUGUACCAAUGCCAGUUUGCUCUUCCCUUGCUACUGCCGGAUGCAGAAAACAACAAAAGCAUUUUAAUGCUGGGGGCCAUGAAGGAUAUUGUGAAAAAGCCAUCAACACGGUCUUCUGGAGAGCCCAUAGAGGAUACAGACAAGUUUCUGACCUGCAUGAAGAUGCCUGUCAUCUCUUUUGUGCGUUUAGGACACUGUAGCUUCUCUAAGUCUAGAAUCCUCAACAGACUGUUCAGCCCUGCCCAACGGAAAUCUCACAGAAUCUUUCUUCAUCAAGAUUCGCCUGCUCUGGUUCUUCCCCGGCAAAUCUCUGAUGGCCUGGUUGAGAUAACCUGGUGUUUUCCUGAUAGUGAUGAUUUAAAGGAAAACCCUAGUGUUUUCCAAAAGCCUAUUGCUGUGACCAACCUUCGUGGAGACCUAGAAGGCUUUUGGACCCAGUUUGGUUUUUUGAUGGAAGUUUCUUCAGCUGUGAUUUUUUUUACCAGCUGCUUAGGUGAGAAGGAAUGGAACUUGCUAAUGUUUUUAGGAGAAGCUGCCAUUGCAAGAUGCUACUUCAUCCUCAGUUCCCAAGCUAGCGAAAGUGAAGAGACUCAGAUUUUCCAGAGGAUCCUGAAAUUGAAGCCAUCACAGUUACUUAUUUGGGAGAGUGAGGAAGCCGAGGAUGCCAGGAAGAAUAUGGAAGGGCUCCUAGCUGCCCUCCAGGAAGUGAUGUCUUCCUCCUCACUCAGAUGUGUGUCCAUGGAGGACAUGGCUUCCCUGGCCAGGGAGUUGGGGAUUCAGGUAGAUCAAGACUUUGAGCACACUCAAGGAGUUUACGUUUUCCCUAAUGAUAACAUGGCUGGAACAGCUGAUAUUGAGGGACAACAAAGACAUAGUCAGCCGGGAAGCUCAUCUAGACGCCACGCUCAGAUGCCUAUAAGAGAGCCUGGGGCUAGUUGUGAGGUUGGCUGGAACCUUCAGAAUUUCCAUCAUACCCCAGUAUUCAGGCCUCAUCUGGAAAGCUCUUGGCCGCUACCAGCAAGAAUUGGGGGUAACUUUAACCGUUUUCCCUUCAAAGCCCCCCGGUUCAUGGGCUUUGGGUCAGAGCAGAGGUUUAGGUGGUUCCGUCCUUUGCCCUUUCAGAAUGUAAGGCCCCAGAGCCGAGGCAGAAGUUUUGGUAUUUCAUCUUUUCGACCCCAGAGGUUCUAUUCAGGUGCAAGAUUUAUGAAAUUUACAAGACCUGCUCGGGGACACCCUUUGAGUAGAAUAUUUGGGAGACCACCAAGACCCAUUUUUCAGCAUGUACAUGCCUGUCCUGAGAGACCACAAGCAAUGGGAACUCUUAAAAGGUCUGGGGUUUCCCAGGGAGGUCACUCCCAUUCUCUGGGUUCACAGCCCACAGGAGUAGUAGGGAGGCCACAGCCAAGGCAAGCCUGUAUCCGAGGAGCACAGCUCCCCAAAACACCUGGAAAAUUUAUGAGAGCAACAUCCCAUAUUGAAGAUCCUCACCCUCAAUCCUUUCAACCAGCAGGAGCUAUUAAAAAACUGGCAGGACCUGCUUCUCAGCAAGGUGUCCAGCAAAAGACACAGGGUAGACCUUCAAAUCCAGCUUCCCAAACAGGGACCCAUCCCAUGUCGAAGAGUGCUCAGUUCGAAUGCAAUGAGUCCAAUCAGUCCAAGCCAUCCCAAGCCAGAUCUUUCUACUCUAAACCCUCCCACCCUGUGCCCUCUCAACCUAAACCCUCUCCCACAAAAGCCCCUCAGCCCCAAUCCUCCCAAGCUAAACCUUCUCCAUCCAGAUCUACUCAAUCCAAGACUUCUCAGCCCAGACCCUCUCAACCUAAUUCAUCCCGGACCAGUCCUUCCCAGGCCAAAACAUAUCACCCAAAAGUGGGGCCCAAAAGGGGAGCAAAGCAUUAAAGAGUUUGUUCCAGAGAUAGGUAAAAUGUAUUUUUCAUCCAGGCCAUCCUUAUCAUAUAGUAACCUGAAGAGGAGUUGCCAUGAAGGUAAAAGACUACUGUCAGAAACAUGAUAAACACGAAAAGAUAUGCACAGCUUAAAUGGGUAUCAUUAAAAUAUCUGUAAGAGUUUUAUCCCUAACCAAGAGGAAAAAUAUGAAAAUAAUUAAGAAUCCAGCCUUGAGUAUUAGGUAAUGUAUAAUUUGCAUUCAAGGAAUGGAGAUCUGUGAGACAACUCUACUUGGAGAAUAAUGGAGUCAUUAAUUGCAAAGGGACCAUUUUUCUUGCUUCUGUGGUGCAAGCAAAAUUGCCCUAGAUGUUAGCUGCUUCAGAGGUGGCUUGAUCAAACUUCCUUUUUUUUUAGACACAGAGUCUCACUUUAUGGCCCUCAGUAGAGUGCCGUGGCCUCACAUAGCUCACAGCAACCUCCAACUCCUGGGCUUAAGCGAUUCUCCUGCCUCAGCCUCCCGAGUAGCUGGGACUACAGGCGCCCACCACAACGCCUGGCUAUUUUUUGGUUGCAGUUUGGCCGGGGCCGGGUUUGAACCCGUCACCCUCGGUUUAUGGGGCCGGCGCCCUACCGACUGAGCCACAAGCGCCGCCCUUGAUCAAACUUUCUAAUUCAACAUUAGCCACUGAGCAGAUAACCCUGCUUAUUUGGGGUGAUUAAAUAAACUUGUUUGUGAUAAUAGCCCCAAUUUGUUGGUUUAUCACAUGAUAAAUUCUCUCCCAUGAAAGAGAAUUUAUUAAAGAAUUUAUUUCUAUUACAGAUAGAAAUAAUGAACUAACAGCCAAUAAAAUUACUUUGGAUUAACCUUAGGAAUAAUCUGUUUCCCAUUUGGAAUGUUUGUAAUAUAAUAGUUUAAAAAUUUGGCUUAUUAGAGGAUCUGAUAUAUUAUCCUCACGAUUCCAAUUAAAAAUGUAACAUUGAAUUUUUAUUUAGAGUUGCAAUUUUUUAAGUUGGAAAGAUUAAGAUAAAUUUACAAAGUUUAUAAAAACCAACGAAACGUUUCAGAGAAUGUUAAGAUUCGCAGAAUUUAUAAUUUUAUUAGAUUUAUAGUGUUUUAAACACUUGGGUGUAGAUCCUCCUUGUUAGAAACAUUAAGCAAAUUACACUAAAUAUGAAUAAAAGGCCACUUUAAAAGCAGGUGCUAAAAUCCACUAGAUUUAAGAAUAAAUCUAGGAUUUGUAAAUUGAACAUAAAAGCCCCAGUUUUGAAUUUGUAACUUUAAUAAAAUUAAUAUUAAUUAAAAAUAUUAAAAUAGCUCCCAAGUAGGAAAUCCAUGUUUAAAAAAUGCCUUUAAGAACACUAAAAAAAAAAAAACAAAAAACCCCCAAAACCCAUAUUGACACAUAUUGACACAUAUUGACAAAGGAAUGAAUGAGAACUAAUCUUUGAAAAGGAAUAAUCAUUGACAACAUUGUUAUAUUACAAUAGGUAUCUUUCACUUUUUAUAUAUUAAACAAUCAAUGUUGAAUAUUUCAGAGUGUCUAAUUUUGCUAAAGUCUGUUGUAAGAGUGAAGAAAGAAACAGAGGACUGUACAUGUGAACUUUUUAAUUGUGGAUUUUUAUCUCGUCUUUUGGCAGGAGAAAUAGCAUGAUAACUAGUUUAUACCUAUAAAAUCUUUGGUGUAAAAGCAGAAUCCCUCUGCUGAGAAUAAUUUCUCUUUUUUUGUUCAAACUUUUGAAAUGAGCAAUAGUAGUGAUGGUUUUUAUUUUUUUUAUUUUUUAUUUUUUUGUAGAGACAGAGUCUCACUUUAUCGCCCUUGGUAGAGUGCCAUGGCAUCACACAGCUCACAGCAACCUCCAACUCCUGGGCUUAAGUGAUUCUCCUGCCUCAGCCUCCUGAGUAGCUGGGACUAAGGCGCCCGCCACAACGCCCGGCUAUUUUUUGGUUGCAGUUCAGCCGGGGCCGGGUUUGAACCUGCCACCCUCAGUAUAUGGGGCCGGCGCCUUACCGACUGAACCACAGGCGCCGCCCCGUAGUGAUGGUUUUUAAAUUUUUUCCGUGAAUUCUUCAACAUUAGUUCCUGGAGGAAAGAACCUGUUGGACUCUUGUCACCAACAGAUCUUGUACCAGUCUGGGCCUUGGCAAUACCUAUAAGGUACCUUCAAACGGGACAAUUUGUGGAGAGUUCAAUAAAGGAAGUAUUUCUAAGGGGAUGAAUAGAUGUAAGAAGAGAAGUUGCAAAGGAGAGUGCAGAAUCCUGGGUCUAAUAGAAGUGAAUGGGAGGGUACUUUGUCCAAUCAGAAGAAAUGUGUGGGAAGGGUUUGGGCCUGGUGGCUGGAGGGGUACAGCAGAGUAUAGUGACCUUCAGGGAAGCAUCUCAGGAAAUAAAUAUCUCCUUUGUACCUCUGAUCUGCUGCCACUGACCUUGGCCAAACCCAUCCAGAAACCAGAGGCAAGGGAGGCCAUCCAGGCAGUUCAUGUAGGCCAGCCUUCUACGGAGCAGGAUGGAGAAUGAAUCUGGAGAGGCAAGCAGAAGAUGUCCAGCAGCUUCCUUUCUUUCCAUUGAAGUCUUCCUUCCUUCCUUCCUUCCUUCCUUCCUUCCUUCCUUCCUUCCUUCCUUCCUUCCUUCCUUCCUUCCUUCCUUCCUCC